Messenger RNA from Caenorhabditis auriculariae, 5469 nucleotides. The record is from the annotation of a GenBank genome assembly. NCBI's taxonomy places the organism in Eukaryota, Metazoa, Nematoda, Chromadorea, Rhabditida, Rhabditidae.
AUGUCGGGGGGUGGUAAAGACAGGAUCGCGGUGUUUCCAUCGCGUAUGUAAGUUUUUUUUUAUUUUCAUUUUUAUUUUUUGCUUUUUCAAAAUAAUUUUCUAAUUUUCGAUGCUUUCCAGGGCGCAGACUUUGAUGAAAACUCGUCUGAAGGGAGCUCAAAAAGGUCACUCGCUUUUUGAAAAAAAGAAGGCGGAUGCCCUCAACAUGCGGUUCCGAGACAUUCUCAAGAAAAUCGUGGAGGUUGGGUUUCCUUGGUUGAAUUUCAAUAAUAUUCAUACUAUUCAUUUCCGUUCUCUUGAGGCAUUGUGCUCAUUGACACUUUUAGAGAGAAAGUGUCCAAAAAUCUGUAGUUCAGACUAAAUAGUAGAAUUUUCGGUUUCGAGGAACGGCGAGUGGAGUAAAUUCUUGGGCUAAGAAGCUGCAAUGCAAGUCACUUAAUUGACAUUAAAUAUUUUACUCUUUUCUUCACCUAACUAACGAAAAAUAUUCAAUGAUAUCGAUUGUUUUUUUCCGGCCAGUCAUUUAUGAAAUAUAGUCUUUGACUUCAGAUUUAAUCUGAAAAUAAAAAUUGUGUUCAUUUAUUUGCUUCGAAGUUUUUUUUCACCGAUCUAAUUCAGCUGAACAUGAUGCUGUGUUCAAAGUAAUUUCCGCGAAAUGCAUAAUGGUCUCUGAUUCUCCUAAAUUCAGUUAUCUUUUUCUUUCUCUGACGUUCAUUUCGCGUUUCGCGGAACCACUUCGAACGCGGCAUGAAAAAUAUUGAAAAGAAACAGUUUAAAAAAAUAUUAAAAAUUAUUAAAUCUUCAAUCAAAGUUUUCAGAACAAAGUGUUGAUGGGCGAGGUGAUGAAGGAGGCCGCCUUUUCGUUGGCCGAGGCCAAGUUCACAGCCGGAGACUUUUCUCACACAGUCAUCCAGAACGUCUCCCAGGCCCAGUACCGUGUCCGCAUGAAGAAGGAAAACGUCGUCGGUCAGUUAUCCCGAAUAUGGUUUUUUUGACGGAGCAAAGUGUGAAGGUGUGUUUCUUCCCGUGUUUGACGCCUAUCAGGACGGCCCUGACGCCUACGAUCUGACGGGUCUUGGCAAGGGUGGCGCCAACAUCGCUCGUCUCAAGAAGAACUACAACAAGGUGAGGCGUUUCUAUUUAUUUUUUUAAACCUUGAUAAUUAGAAAGUGUGGUUGAUUUCAGAUUUUGACGUUUUUCUAGAAACGAAAAAAAAAUUGAGCCAAAAAAAAUAGCUUGCGCUGAAAACUAGGUCAAUUUUUUGAGAACGAAGCUUCCCAGAAUCGUAAUGUAAAUUUACAAAUACUGGUUUUAUUUUCAACAAUUAAAAAAAAAUUUUUUGAACGAAAGUUAUCAAAAAUUCUUAUGUUAUGAGCUUCUUCCCAGUCAAAAAAACUUGGACUCGAAAUUUAAGUAUCACGCUAAGUUUCUGACGUUCAAUGAGUGCAUUGCUGACUUUCCAUAUUUUCAAAUGGUGAUUAUUUGUCUAUAAAAUAUUAAAAAAUGAUGAUAUGAAAUAUUUAUGACAUAAGCUUUUGGAUUGGCUUGUUUCUACGCAAUAAUUUGCUAACUUUUUUUCCAGAGAUCUAUCUAGUUUCUCACAAGUUUAAUGUCGCAAAAAGUAUUGUUAUUAUAUGGUUCCUAGUCGAGAACAUUUCUCACCGUUUCAAACAAAGGUAGAAUGUUUUUUGGAUAAUGGAAAUCGUUGCGUAGGUGGUUCCGGCUGAAAAAAGAAAGGAGUGUUUGUCAGAAAUAAGUUCUCUUUCUUUUUAAACUCAGCAAAGAUUAUCGGGAAAUUUUGCAGGCGAUCGAGCUGCUUGUCGAGCUGGCGACGCUACAGACUUGUUUCAUCACCCUGGAUGAAGCUAUCAAAGUGACCAACCGUCGUGUCAACGCCAUCGAGCAUGGUGAGGAUGCUUGAAAUUCCGUCGUUGAAGAUCAGAUUUCAGUUAUUAUCCCGCGCAUCGAGAAUACUCUCACUUACAUCGUUACCGAGUUGGAUGAAAUGGAACGUGAGGAGUUCUUCAGGUUAGUUCGGAAAACAUGUUUAGAUUGCUUUGUCUUUGUAUUAUAACUAAAAGUUGAUAAUUCUAAACUUCGACAAUUUUCAAUGGCAACAAGCUUGAAGCUAGAAAAUGUUUUUUUAAACGUUUUCCUCGGAGGUUCCAGUAUUUUUGGGCAAUAUAUUUUACACAUGUACAUCUGAGAAGAUUCAGUCGGCUUUCGAUAAAUCUGUUUCGGCUCAAUGAAUUGGUCGCACGUGGACAACUUGCGUUAGACGAAACCUCAAUGAGAAACUUUUUCGAACCUUGAGAGCCUAAGUGGAAUCGUCAUGCAAAUUUUAGAAUUUUCGCGAUUGAAAAAUUGAAGUUUGAAUCAAUAAUGUUUUAUCUGAAAACAAAUUGAAAAAUCAUUCGUUUCCAGAAUGAAAAAGAUCCAGGCCAACAAGAAGAAGCUCAAAGAGGCUGAAGCCGAAGAAAGAGCCAAGGUGAGCCCAAAUGAUUUUGUUUCUCAAGAAAUGUGUCGUUUUCCAGAUAGCAGCCAAAAAAGGGCCGUCCCAAGAAGAGGAAAACGAACCGCCGCGUAAUUUGCUCUCUAAUGAGGAGGACAUUCCCAUUCUAUUCAAUUAAGUCUUCCACGUCUAGCCGAUUUUCGAAUUCAUUUUCCCGAAUGCAGAAAUGUUUCUAAUUCAAAAUUUUGCCUAAUUAGGUACUGUGUAGUGGAUUGUGUCGGUAUGUAAAAAAAAAAAAGAAAAUUUCGCUACUUUCCCUAGUUUAACAGCUCUCAGUGGCAGCCUUAGCCGUUGAAAAAAAGUUAAAUACAUUCCAGUCCGAUAGAUUUCUAACCGAUACCGAGUCCUCCAUUUUCUCUCCAUCUUGUCGUGAUUGACCGUGGUAUCCUUUGUAAAUUAUGAUUGACAGAUACACAAAUAAAUGUUUAUUUACACGAGCUCUGAAAAGAGGUGUUUUUGACAGCACGGCGUUGCAUCAAUUUUGGCCCGUUUUUCGUCGCUGCAAACAACCCCACGAGUACAUAUCGACCCGCGGCCUUCCGCUCUCUCUCCCCCUAUUUUUCAUUCUCGUAUGUCGUUCUUCUAACUGUUUCCGGCGCUCCAAUCAGGAUCAUGUCGGUGCUUUUCGACCCAUCCAUCGUCAUUCUUCGCGAAGAUCAGAGCGUUAAGGUCUUCAAUGCGUUGCUCGUCGCUUCUCAGAUCUUCGGUGAGGAUUUAAGAUACUUCGGAUGCAAAAUCUGUGCGAUAAAGUAGGGAAUGUUUUCCUUUAAAGAAAAAUGAAUGAAUGUCGUUAUUUUAUCACUCAAAUCGAAAUUUUUGAAUUUAAUUAAAGACUUCAUAGAGGUUUCAAGUUCAGAUGAAAAUCCUUCACAAAAAGGUUGACAUUUUUCUUAUAGAAACUUUUUUCCCCUUUUUUUGCUACAAUGCAUAGAUCAACAAUCAGGUAUUUUUUCUGAGCUUAAAUUUUCAACUUCAAUUAAACGAUUGAAGUCGAAAAAUAUUAUUUUUUUAAAAAAAUUCUAUUCCAUGGGCUGGUAGUUUUCUUUGAGAGGUGAGAGGAAGGAGACGUGAGAAAUUGCUUCGAAAAGGAGGGCGUGAAAAGCCAAUAAAACAUCCCUCCUUGAAAAGAUGAGAAAAGAAGCUUUUCGCACCGUUUUUAAAAACACCUAACUAUUAGUUUGUCAAGAAACGGAUUUCGUUUUUCAAUGGUUGACUUCAAACAGGCAUAUCUCGUCUCAGAAGGCUUUUUUUUGACUGAUUCAAAAUUUCUAAAUUACUUCGAAACCUUGACUAUGAGAAAAAUUUAUAUAAUAAAAAUAAAUGACCGACGUGCCUAAAUUUUCUAAACUCAUGAAUUCAUCAAAGUCUUAUUGACAUCAUGUUAAAUUUAAGGGCAUUUCUCACAUAUAAAGUUUCGAUAAAAUCUUUUUAUGUAAAAUUUGAUACACAUACAUCAAGCUUCAAAUUGAUAUAUAACAUUACGGUAUCGAAAAAAAUAUUUUGUACUGAACUCCUCGUCAAAGUUGAAGCAUCAAAAAAACGAAAUCCGUUACUUGAAAACUUAAUAGUAAAGAAAUUUUUUUGUCAUUUCGAUCGAAUGAAACAAAUACAACGAAUAAAAUUAAAUUAAACACCUACCAUUUUAAUCACUGUAAAAAACAGCUUGGGUAUAAAAAAAGUUGAAAAAAGUGAAACGCUUGAGAAAAAUAAAAUUAUAUAUUCUUUUUCAGAUUUAGUAUUCAAAAAAAUUAGGACUCUGGCCAGAAAAAAAUUUGCAGAAGCGCUGUACCUUUUUAAAUAUAAAAAAAUUAUCUUCGAGUUUCUGACUUUACAACUUCAAAUGAAAAACAUUUCCUGUAUAUAAAACUUAAAUCUAAAAACAUCAGGUGGAACGGCUGUUAUGUUCGUUGCGAUAUGGAUGAGCGGUUUUGGGAACGGAUUCGCGUGGACGGAAGAUCCUGACCGAGAGUUCAACUACCAUCCGACUUUCAUGGUCAUGGGAAUGGUCAGUUUCAUCUCGAAAAUCAAAUUUAGCAAGCAACCAGGUGUUUCUCUACGGCGAAUCGAUUCUCGUCUACCGCGUCUUUAGGAACGAACGGAAGAAGUUCAGUAAAACCCUGCAUGUUAUCCUGCACUCGGUCGUUUUGGUCUUCAUGAUCACCGCCUUGAAGGCCGUGUUCGACUCUCACAACCUUCAUAUGAAGGAUGGUUGGUUUAUCUUCAUUUUUUGAAAACUUCUUCUAAUUAAUAUUUAUAAUUCAUGGACGCCAGGUUGUCAAUCUUCACAAUUGAUCUUUUAAAAGUCCUUCAUAAUUUUUCUAACUGUAUCGAUUCAAGAAUCAGAGGUGUUCAAAUCAUACGGUUUCAGGUCAACCAGCACCGAUUGUCAACCUCGUCUCCCUACAUUCUUGGAUCGGCCUUUCCGUCGCCAUCAUCUUCUGUGCUCAAGUAUGAAAACAUUUUCGCCUGGUAUUCUGAUUGAAUAAACCCUUGAGUACGUUCUCGGCUUCAUGACUUUCUUUUUUCCUGGAAUGCCGAUUCCGAUCCGACAGCUGGUGAUGCCGUUCCACCAACUCGUCGGCGUCGUUCUCUUCGGUUUCGUCGCCAUCACCGUCGGAAUGGGCAUUUCGGAACGCGCGGCAUGGAAACACAAGUGAGUGACGGCGGCUUUGGCUCAUUUGCAACUGAAGACGUCAGGUGCUGGACCCAGGACGGAGAAAUGUGUAGCGAGCAGUUCAUAUCUACCCUCGUCGGAAUCUGCACCUUCAUCUACGUCACCAUCGUCCUUGUCCUCGGUUUGUCUUUCAAAGUUAUAGAUUUUUUGGAGAUUAACUCCAUCUUCUACGUCUACUGGUUCAUCGCAAAAGCUUUCAGUGGCGAAUCCUCGUUGGAAACGACAGCCACUUCCAGAAGAGGAAGGUCUCCAUCAACUCACCUCGAGAAGCAUGGACGACUGA